Molecule: messenger RNA, 8138 nt
Organism: Entelurus aequoreus (snake pipefish)
Lineage: Eukaryota; Metazoa; Chordata; Actinopteri; Syngnathiformes; Syngnathidae
Gene: cep104
Product: centrosomal protein 104
Exons: 22
Coding region: 122-2887 (921 amino acids)
Cellular component (GO): cilium
Molecular function (GO): protein binding
Source: RefSeq, a predicted model, not a curated record
AAGCGGAAUUGACCACAAUCCCUUGCGAAGUUCCACUGCGCAUGCCCUCUAGUGGUUAUGGAGACGAGACGUGACUACGAGCUGUCAACAUUACGGUGAUGUUCGCGUGUAAAGUGGAGGGAUGCCCAGGAAGAUAGGAUUUAAUGUCGUCAGCUCUUCCAGUCAUGAGGACAACUUCAGUGCUAAGCAGCUCAUGGUCCACGCACCCACUGUCAGCGGGUGGAGAUCCAGCAGGCAUUGCAGCUACCCUCAGCACAUCACCCUGCAGUUGGUGGAAAGAAGUCGGGUCAAGAAGCUGCAGCUCCUGGCCCACCAUUACCUCAUCUCAACCCAGGUAGAGUUCCACAUAGGGGACCCUCUACCUGAACCGAGCACCCCAGCGUUCAUUGGACAGCUUCGGAGACUCGGGUACGUGUCUUUGUCGGACAACGAGAAGACAGGCUUCAGAGCCCGGGAGCUGAAGUCAGUCCACGUAGACGCUGUCGGAACCUAUCUGAAGAUAACCUUCCACCAGAAUCAUGUCAAUCGUCACAAUCACUACAAUCAGGUUUCUUUGGUGGCCAUUAAUGUGCUGGGCGAUCCACUGGAUGGCAGCACUUUUUACACCAUGCCAAGCAGAGUGCAGCUGAUCGAACACUACCUCAACAGCACUCAGCUGGAAGCCGCCUCGGACGCGACCCUCGCGGGAAAAUGCGACGCCAUGUCCCCCUUGGAUGACCUGGCCUUCAACAUGUACCAGGACCCGGAAGUGGCUCAAAUCAUCCGCCAGCUCGAUCAAAAGAAGCAGGACAUGGCGCGCCAGGAGCGAUACGAGCAGGCCGAAUAUCUGAGGCAGGCCGUCGCCGAUCUUCAAAAGGCCGGAGAGCAUUUGGCAAGAUUUGAUAUCGAGAGGCAAUCUGCGGCGGAAAAGGAGGACUAUGACCUCGCCAAGAAAAAGAAGGAUGAGAUGGAUGCGUACCGGAAGAAUCUCUACCAACAGCUGAAGGACCACGACCUGCUGGAUAUGAAAAUGAUCACGAAUGCAGCGCAAUCGCAGCUAUUCCAGGAGGUUCCCUCACCUGUCCGUUUUUCAGACUGCCGCUCGCUCCCUACAAAAGCCUUUGGAAAGGGAAAAGCUUUUUCAAGAACUUCAGAGAGCUGUCUGUCAGACUCCGACACGGUUGCAUCUGAGCAAAGCAAUCCACCCACACCUUGCGCUUCAUCAUCCUCAGCUACUCUACCAAAAUUCGAUAUGCUGCUGCCAGCCCCUCAGCCAGUGACGGCUAUCCAGAGCUCUACAAUAGAUGACACCCUAAGUACUGCACUUAGCCCUGAGAUGGGUGGAGAACCGGAGGCCCUAUCGGAGAACGCUAAGAGAGAGGCUGGCCUUUCAAUGGACGUCUUUGGAGAGAAAGUGGUUGCAGGUGCAUAUUCUAAAAACUGGUUGAACAGAAAAGAUGCACUCGAGAAUGUGCAUAAGAAGCUUUUGGAGAUAUCUUCCAAGACUCCCAAAGAGGAGCUGAGAGCCACCAUAAGAGCUGCAGUUUUCCUGGUCAAGAGGGCUCUCCGUGACAAAGUUUUAGCUGUGUUCCAAGCCUCUUUGAAGUUGCUGUUCUUCAUUUUUAGCCAGCAGAUCCCAGAUCUGGGUCGGGCUGAGAUGACACAUUGUUUGGAGAAAACUUGGCCCAUCCUGCUGGCCAGGACUGGAGACUCACCGAACCGCCUCCGGAUCAAUGCCACCACCUGCAUUCAGGAAAUUGCUGUUUUGAAGGAUGUUCGGGCCUUGCAGUUCAUCCCCGCUGAGCUGGUGAAACCUUUCAAAUCCAACUUCCCCUCUCGCCUGGCUCAGAGUCGGGUGGAGAUGGUGGAGAGUCUCUUGGUACAGCUCGGCACGGAGCACUCUGGAUUCACCUUGGCGAAUGUGAUGAAGUUCUGUACUGCAGCAUUGGAGCACAACACCCCCGCAGUUCGAGAACAGGCGGUGCACAUCAUAUUGUCCUUGUACAGGCAGCACAGUUCGGUCAUUCUCAACUACCUUCCAUCCAACACUGCUUUCGGCAAGAACUUCCUUUACAAAACCUUGUUUGAUGGCUUUGGCAAGAUCGACGAAGAGCUGGCAGAGACUCAGCCGUUGAAGAAGAUUGGCGGUCCACAGGAUGGGAAGAAGGAGGAGGAGGAGAUCCAGUCGCUGCAAGAGCAGCUGGCUGCUUUGAAGGAGAUGACAGAGAGAGACAGUAGGAGUACCAAACAAACAGCCAAGAAGGAAGUGCCUAAGGUUGAGAGAGAGUCUCAAAAGGCUGGUAAACCAACAAAACUGCCACAGAACAGGACAAAACACGACGUCCAACUGUCGAUGAAUUACCUGGACAACUUGUGUAUAUUCUGCGGUAAAACGGAUGACUCCUUCACUCAAGAUGGAUUGGACCUUCACUACUGGAAACACUGUCCGAUGUUGCGACGCUGUGAUGAAUGCAGACAGGUAGUGGAAAUCACCAGUUUCACCGAGCAUUUACUGAGCGAAUGUGAAAGCCGGUCCAAGUUCAGCCAGUGUCAACACUGCUCGGAGGCGGUGGCCGUAGAAGAUCUGACUCGACACGUCCAGGGUCCCACAUGCAACCCCCCCAUCUCAGGUCAAAGCUUCAGCCACUGCCCUUUGUGUCACAACAACUUCCCGCCAGGAGAAGAGGCCUGGAAGGCUCACCUCACGGGGAGGGAGGGCUGCAAACAAAACUCGCGCAGGACUGCGGUGUCCCAGAGAACCCAACCAGUACAAGGCAAGGCUCUACCGAGCACAAAGGUCACACAGACAUGGUCGGUGGGCGCCCGAGGGAGACCCAAGCCUGGGAGAGGCAGCCUGAUUCCAUCCCUUGCGCCCGUAGCUCGAGGACAUACACCUGGGAAACGGUGAUAGUCUGAAAGACGCUUCACAUAUUCCCGAUGGAGGAGCUUCAAGACUGACAGUAACAAUGUGUUGUCACAGUCACUCCGCACCGCACAUCUGAUAUAUUUUUUUAAAUUAUCAUGCAAGAGGCAGCAGUUGCUCCACUUUUCACAUAACACAUAAGGUCAAGAUUAUUCAUACCCCAGCCUACUUAUGCGUCAAAUAUCAAUAGAAGUUUAUAUUUGAUGAGAAUGGUUUAAAUCAGUGGUUUUUCAUCAUUUACCAUUUCCUAUUAUCAUAAGCCACAAAAAGCACCUUUUUGUUUUUAAAACCUCAAAAACAUACUUUUUUUAAACUUGACUACACAUAUACUACCGUUCAAAAGUUUGGGGUCACCCAAACAAUUUUGUGGAAUAGCCUUUAUUUCUAAGAACAAGAAUAGACUGUCGAGUUUCAGAUGAAAGUUCUCUUUUUCUGGCCAUUUUGAGCGUUUAAUUGACCCCACAAAUGUGAUGCUCCAGAAACUCAAUCUGCUCAAAGGAAGGUCAGUUUUGUAGCUUCUGUAACGAGCUAAACUGUUUUCAGAUAUGUGAACAUGAUUGCACAAGGGUUUUCUAAUCAUCAAUUAGCCUUCUGAGCCAAUGAGCAAACACAUUGUACCAUUAGAACACUGGAGUGAUAGUUGCUGGAAAUGGGCCUCUAUACACCUAUGUAGAUAUUGCACCAAAAACCAGACAUUUGCAGCUAGAAUAGUCAUUUACCACAUUAGCAAUGUAUAGAGUGUAUUUCUUUAAAGUUAAGACUAGUUUAAAGUUAUCUUCAUUGAAAAGUACAGUGCUUUUCCUUCAAAAAUAAGGACAUUUCAAUGUGACCCCAAACUUUUGAACGGUAGUGUAUGCAAACUUAAUAUGUAAAAAGGAAUAUUAAAUAGCAAAAAGGCCCACACAAUGAAAUGCCAAUGCACAAUUUUAAGUAACCCAGGUCAUAUUUAGGCCUCCCAUUGUUUGAAAAGUCAAGGGUAGAAGCCACUGGGGCCCAUUUCUUCGGACUUGAACCACGACACUAGAUGGUGCUAGUUUGGUAAGUCACCAAUGUUCUUUAGAAUGGUGCAACAUAUUUUAUUUCCUCAAAAAGUGUAUAAAUUAGAACAGGGGUCACCAACGCGGUGCCCGCGGGCACCAGGUAGCCCGUAAGGACCAGAUGAGUAGCCCGCUGGACUGUUCUAAAAAUAGCUUAAAUAGCAGCACUUACCAGUGAGCUGCCUCUAUUUUUUAAAUUGUAUUUAUUUACUAGCAAGCUGGUCUCGCUUUGCUCGACAUUUUUAAUUCUAAGAGAGACAAAACUCAAAUAGAAUUUCAAAAUCCAAGAAAAUAUUUUAAAGACUUGGUCUUCACUUGUUUAAAUAAAUUCAUUCAUUUUUUUACUUUGCUUCUUAUAACUUUCAGAAAGACAAUUUUAGAGAAAAAAUACAACCUUAAAAAUGAUUUUAGGAUUUUUAAACACAUAUACCUUUUUACCUUUUAAAUUCCUUCCUCUUCUUUCCUGACAAUUUAAAUCAAUGUUCAAGUAAAUUUAAUUUUUUUAUUGUAAAGAAUAAUAAAUACAUUUUAAUUUAAUUCUUCAUUUUAGCUUCUGUUUUUUUCGACGAAGAAUAUUUGUGAAAUAUUUCUUCAAACGUAUUGUGAUUAAAAUUCAAAAAAAUUAUUCUGGCAAAUCUAGAAAAUCUGUAGAAUCAAAUUUAAAUCUUAUUUCAAAGUCUUUUGAAUUUCUUUUAAAAUUUUUGUUCUGGAAAAUCUAGAAGAAAUAAUGAUUUGUCUUUGUUAGAAAUAUAGCUUGGUCCAAUUUGUUAUAUAUUCUAACAAAGUGUAGAUUGGAUUUUAACCUAUUUAAAACAUGUCAUCAAAAUUCUAAAAUUAAUCUUAAUCAGGAAAAAUUACUAACGAUGUUCCAUAAAAAGAUUCGAGUUAGCUAGUUAUUCUCUUCUUUUUUUCGGUUAAAUUUUGAAUUUUAAAGAGUCGAAAUUGAAAAUAAACUGUUUCAAAAUUUAAUUGUCAUUUUUUUCGUGUUUUCUCCUCUUUUAAACCGUUCAAUUAAGUGUAAAUAUCAUUAAUUAUUAAUAAUAACAGAGUUAAAGGUAAAUUGAGCAAAUUGGCUAUUUCUGGCAAUUUAUUUAAGUGUGUAUCAAACUGGUAGCCCUUCGCAUUAAUCAGUACCCAAGAAGUAGCUCUUGGUUUCAAAAAGGUUGGUGACCCCUGAAUUAGAAUGUACAAAAAGGAAUUAAUAUGGUAACCAUUUAACAUAAUUGUGAUGUCAUUUGAUUAUUGUUAAAAAUGAGAUUAAUCAUGACUAAUCACAGGUUAUUACCACAUCACUCGCAUAAUUCAAAUGAACUUAAAAAAGGAAAUGUUAUUCUCAGAAUGCCACACAUGAAGAUUUUUAAACGUUUUACCUGAAUGCUCAAAACCUGGUAACAGUUUCUCUAUCAUUUUGAAGUGAAAUUUGCCGGCGAGCACAGCAGUCGGAGUCUCUAACUCAUCUUACCCCCUGAUCACUGACCAUAGAACACAACAACCCACGCCGCCCUUCAGGCAACCAGGUGAAGGAGCAUGUGCGGUCAAAAUAAAUUGCGUGAUUAAUCUGCAGAUACUGUAUACUGUACGUGAUUAAAGCGAUCAUUUUUUGUGAUUAAUUGCAUGAGUGUGCAGGGUAUGAAUAAUGUUCUGAAUGUCCUUUAAAAAAAAACUGCUGUGAAAAACAGUAAUCUCUAGUAAUGAACUACAAAACCCAAAACCAGUGAAGUUGGCACGUUGUGUAAUUCGUAAAAAAAAAACAGAAUACAAUGAUUUGCAAAUCCUUUUCAACUUGUAUUCAAUUGAAUAGACUGCAAAGGCAAGAUACUUAAUUUUCGAACUGAGAAACUUAAUUUUAUUUGCAAAUAAUCAUUAACUUAGAAUUUAAUGGCAGCAACACAUUGUAAAAAAGUUGGCACAGGGGCAUGUUCACCACUGUGUUACAUGGCCUUUCCUUUUAACAACACUCAGUAAACGUUUGGGAACUGAGGAAGACAAUUUUUGAAGCUUCUCAGGUGGAAUUCUUUCCCAUUCUUGCUUGAUGUACAGCUUAAGUUGUUCAACAGUCCGGGGGUCUCCCGUUGUGCUAUUUUAGGCUUCAUAAUGCGCCACACAUUUUCAAUGGGAGACAGGUCUGGACUAUGAAGCCACGCUGUUGUAACACGUGGCUUGGCAUUGUCUUGCUGAAAUAAGCAGGGGCGUCCAUGGUAACGUUGCUUGGAUGGCAACAUAUGUUGCUCGAAAACCUGUAUGUACCUUUCAGCAUUAAUGGUGCCUUCACAGAUGUGUAAGUUACCCAUGUCUUGGGCACUAACACACCCCCAUACCAUCACAGAUGCUGGCUUUUCAACUUUGCGUCUAUAACAAUGCGGAUGGUUCUUUUCCUCUUUGGUCCGGAGGACACGACGUCCACAGUUUCCAAAAACAAUUUGAAAUGUGGACUCGUCAGACCACAGAACACUUUUCCACUUUGCAUCAGUCCAUCUUAGAUGAGCUCGGGCCCAGCGAAGCCGGCGGCGUUUCUGGGUGUUGUUGAUAAAUGGCUUUCGCUUUGCAUAGUAAAGUUUUAACUUGCACUUACAGAUGUAGCGACAAACUGUAGUUACUGACAGUGGUUCCUGAGCCCAUGUGGUGAUAUCCUUUUCACACCGAUGUCGCUUUUUGAUGCACUACCGCCUGAUGGAUCAAAGGUCCUUAAUAUCAUUGCUUACGUGCAGUGAUUUCUCCAGAUUCUCUUAACCUUUUUGAUGAUAUUACGGACCGUAGAUGGUGAAAUCCCUAAAUUCCUUGCAAUAGCUCGUUGAGAAAUGUUGUUAUUAAACUGUUGGACAAUUUGCUCACGCAUUUGUUGACAAAGUGGUGACCCUCGCCCCAUCCUUGUUUGUGAAUGACUGAGCAUUUCAUGGAAUCUACUUUUACACCCAAUCAUGGCACCCACCUGUUCCCAAUUAGCCUGUUCACCUGUGGGAUGUUCCAAACAAGUGUUUGAUGAGCAUUCCUCAACUUUAUCAGUCUUUUUUGCUACUCGUGCCAGCUUUUUUGAAACAUGUCGCAGGCAUCCAAUUCCAAAAGAGCUAAUAUUUGCAGUUUGAACGUUAAGUAUCUUGUCUUUGCAGUCUAUUCAAUUGAAUAUAAGUUGAAAAGGAUUUGCAAAUCAUUGUAUUCUGUUUUUAUUUACCAAAGUGUGAUAGGUCACACUUUAUUUUUAUAGCACACAGUGACAAGGUGCUUCACGCAGAGCAUAAGCAGGAGAGGAGAUAAGAAAAAGCUGUGGGACGUUUAACCGUCGCUUUCUUUGGAUAAUAAAAAGAGAACUAGACCAAUGAAAUGUGUAGAGUUGAAGGUACGCUCGCGUUGUUAUCAAAUGCAUCUAACGAGUGUGUGACAGAUGGCGAUUAAGACAAUCCAUGUCGAUCAUGCGGUGUCCUAACGUACACCCAAAUAACCACCUAAUAAAAUCAUGGGGGUUAUUUUGUUUGACGUGACAAGCCCCUCCUCCCCCCCGAGAGACACAUGCUAUUAUACAGCUGUAGAUAUUUGCAGAGAGGUCAGCAAAUGUUGACAAGAGUGACAAAGCUCGCUAUUGUGUAUGGAUCUACGAUGUCAUUAUUGUCUGUGUGUACAUACAAUGUAUUCAGGACCAGUCUAAAGUGUACACCUGCUUGUUAAAGUGUGUGCACACUUUACAUUUUUACUGGAAGUGUAAUAAUAUAACUUGUGUAAUAUAUAGUACAGUCGUACUUUUAUUUUAUUAAAAACAAGUAACCUGGCCAAAUGAGCUGCUCUUUCAUGAAUACAAUUAUCAUAUGCUGAGGCGUGGAAAAACAAAGGCUUUUUUUGGUUUGGUUUUGUUUUUUCUUACAAAAUAUUAACCUCUGUGGUGGACGUUUGUUUUGUUUUUCAGAAAUUUUUAACCGAAAACAACCCCCCCCCCCCCCCAAAAAAAAAAUAGGCUUGUGCAAAAUGUCAAAUUUCAGUUCAAUUAAUUUUUAUUUAUAUGGGAAUUUGAAUUGAAUUAGCUCCACCCCACAAGAAGACAAUUGGAUAUACAGGAAGUGGAAUUAAAUCCCUUGCCAAAGUAUCUGGAAGAGGUUUGUCACGUUUAGCAAAGGUUUCGGCUCAAAUACUCAAAAUACUUUACAAACACUAAAAUUGAACACAAAUUCAUAAUUUUGAAUACUUUGAAAAAGUAUUCCAUAACUUCAAAA